AUGGCACCUUCCAACGCUUUGUGUAUGAUACAGUCAGAGGUGUCUCUCAUGCUUACUGCUCUUCGAUGUAGCCACCGAAAUUCUUUUAGAAUGUAUCAGGAUGAUAGCAAAAGACUUCUCCUACUGAGCUUCAGUCAGUUGAGAUCAAUUUUGAAUGUUGCUACGAGUGUUAACGAAUUAGAACCAUUGGUUUAUCUUACCCCAUUUCUUGAGGUUAUUCGUUCAGAGGAUACAACGGGCCCGGUUACUGGACUAGCAUUAACAGCGGUGGAUAAGUUCUUGUCUUAUGGACUUUUGGAAUUACCAGGAAAACUGGAUGAAUCACCAUUAACUGGACCUGGAUCGGUUAAUUCUAUCACUAUGGCAGUUGAAGCUAUUGCUGACGCUAGCACUCAAGCUCGUUUUGUAGGCACAGAUCCACGCUCAGCAGAGGUCGUAUUGAUGAAAGUUUUGCAUUUAUUGCGAACACUGUUACUUGUUCCCGCUGGAACUCUUGUUUCGGACCGAGCUAUUCGCGAAAUCCUACAGAGUUGUUUUCGUAUAUGCUUUGAGCCAAAGUUGAGUGACUUACUGAGAAGAACUGCAGAAUUGUGUCUAGCAUCAAUGAUUCAGUUGUUUUUUAGCCGUCUUCCAACUUUGGUUGGAUUCAGAACAGAUAGGAGUGUACAGUUAUCAACACAGGGGAACUCUUCCUAUGACACCAAAGUAACAGUGGUAGAUAAAGAAACUUUACAAAUCUCUCAACCAAUUAAAACCAGUCAAAGUCCUAUGAAGUCAUGUGAUAAUAGUGUAGCCGGUUUUAUUGAAAAAGAUGAAGUGAUGCAUGAAAAGACUUCCUGUGGAACACUAGAUAAUGUAAUAGAAAAUUCAAGUAAUUCUCAAGUUGAGUAUAGUUUUCCAAAUCAUCCAAUUGAUUCAAAAAGUUGUUUUAACCAGGCAAAUGAUUCAAAUCAAAUGGAAUUUAUUGUACAUGGUCAAGUUACAACAUUAUCUGACUCUGUUGCUCAUGAAUCAGCUGAUUCUACAUUGCCACCAUCACAACCUGAUGCAUGUUUAAAUGAAUUUCAACCUGCUGAUCCAGUUCAACCACAACCGUAUACAAUUGAAGCAGUAUAUGAGUUAUUAUCCUAUCUAAUUUAUUCUCUCUCCCCUGUACAUAAUAAUGAGACUGUUAUUUCUAUAUCAUUGGGGCUUAUCACAAUUGCAUUGGAGACGGGUGCUGAUGCUAUAGCCAGUAGUCCACGAUUACUACAAUUGGUUCGAGGUGAUUUGACGAAAUACCUAAUGUUGCUGCUUUCUUCAGAAGAUGUUUGGCAGUUUGCCGCUACUCUGCGUGUCUGCUUCCUGUUGUUUGAGUCUAUGCGAAGUCAGUUAAAAUUACAAAUGGAAGUUUAUCUACAACGAUUAACUGCAAUCAGUUCAUCAGAUAAUGAGUCAACAAGUUAUGAAUUUCGUGAAAUAGCCUUGGAUUCAGUUGUUCGCCUAUUUCUUGUCCCAGGACUAGCUACUGAACUCUAUGUUAAUUAUGAUUGUGAUGCAUAUUGCUCAAAUUUAUUUGAAGAUAUCACAAAAAUGUUAGCGAAAAAUGCUUUCCCCGUUGAACGUUUAAUGGGUACACAUUUGUUGGCUCUAGAUGCACUACUGGUCGUACUCAAUACAAUUGAAGUUCAAUGCAACACUACAUUACCUCCGUCGUUACCAUCGCCUCCACCACCGCCAUCAACAGUUACAACAACUAAUCAGAAUUAUUCUGAUAAAUCCAUAAAUCUCUCCAGCUACCUACCACUUUCUGAUAGUAGUAAGUACAAAGUACGACUUAAUCGACAUCUUGUUGAUUCAACAAAAUUACCAUCUCGAGAGGAAUUGAAUGCUGCCAAGGCUAAAAAGAAGCUGUUGAUGCUUGGGUCAGAUCAGUUCAAUGUGAAACCAAAACGUGGAAUAGCCUUUUUACAAGAACAUAAUAUUUUGCAAAAGCCAUUGAAUUAUGAUGAGCUGGCUUUGUUUCUUCGUGAAAAUCCACGCUUAGAGAAACGUAUGGUUGGAGAAUACAUUAGUGAUCGGGAGAAUGUUGAUGUUUUAGCAGCAUUCGUUCGACAGUUUAAUUUUGUUGGUGUUCCGAUCGAUGAAGCGCUUCGUGUAUAUGUUGAAGCAUUUCGUCUACCUGGUGAAGCGCCCUUAAUUCAACGGAUUAUGGAACAUUUUGCUGAACAUUGGUAUAAAUCGAAUAAUGCUCCGUUUGCUGAUGUUGAUGCUGCUUUUACACUGGCUUAUGCUAUACUGAUGUUGAAUACAGAUCAGCAUAAUCCAAAUUCUAAGCGUCAAAAUGCUCCUAUGCGUAUGGAGGAUUUUAAAAAGAAUUUAAGCGGUAUGAAUGGAAGUCAAGAUUUCGAUCCCCAACUCUUGGAGUCGAUUUUCAAUAAUAUUCAUAACUGUGAAAUUAUCAUGCCAAUGGAACAGACGGGUUUGGUUCGUGAAAACUACUUAUGGAAGUGCCUUCUACGCCGUUCAUCAACCAACAAGCACAGUUUAUUCAUGUACAAACUGGUGCAUUGGAUGCUGAUCUGUUUGAGUUAA
Messenger RNA from Heterobilharzia americana, 2574 nucleotides. The record is from the annotation of a GenBank genome assembly. NCBI's taxonomy places the organism in Eukaryota, Metazoa, Platyhelminthes, Trematoda, Strigeidida, Schistosomatidae.